This is a messenger RNA of Triticum dicoccoides, 650 nucleotides long. RefSeq names its product OPA3-like protein. Gene Ontology annotation, cellular component: mitochondrion. The record is from RefSeq and is a predicted model, not a curated record. NCBI's taxonomy places the organism in Eukaryota, Viridiplantae, Streptophyta, Magnoliopsida, Poales, Poaceae. The coding region runs from base 158 to 538 and encodes 126 amino acids. The transcript is spliced from 4 exons. Gene Ontology annotation, biological process: regulation of lipid metabolic process.
UUUUCCCUCGCCAUCUCCCUCCUCCCUCCCUGUUCCGCCCCCACCCCUACUCCCCGCAGGCUCAACCAUGGUAGUCAACAUGGGGACGUGAGCGUGCACGGGUGGCGUCGGUGGACGAGCACACCAUGUUCAGGCAAACCAUUGUUUAGCAACAAACAUGCAGAGGUGGCUUAUUGGACGUGCAACUGACAUUCACAUUAGGCCCCUGAAUGAAGAGAAAGCUAUUCAAGCUGCUACAGAUCUUCUUGGUGAACGGUUCAUUUUCUCGGUUGCUUAUGGUGCAAUAAUCUUUGAGGUUCAUAGAAGUGACAAGUCAGAAGCCAGAAAAGAAGAGGCUUGUAAUAAGGCACUGGAGGAAAUAAAGGAGAAGAUGGAGGAGCUCGAGAGGGAAAAGCAGAUGAUGAAGCUGAGAGUGGCCGAGGUGGAGCGGGUAACCGGGGUAGGGGGAGGGUGGCCGUGGGUUCUUCCAAGGGCCUUCACUUCCGGCGCUGCCCAGGCAGAGCCAGAGCCAGCAGCUCAGCAGGCCACGGCUACUUAGCUGCCGAUGCCAGAUGCAGAUUGCCUCUGUAGGCAGUUCCUUGAAUGAUUCCAUCGCGUUGGAAACACAGCGCUGAGAUUUGUGUAGCGCGUGUUGUGAAUAGUGUGUCCCC